CAAAUAAAUACAAAAUAUAGUCAAUUAAUUAAUUUUUUUUUUAGCUUGGUAUAUAUUAGAGGUUGUAUUUUAAGUACCAGAGAACAAGGAGCUUAGAGACAUUUUAGGAUGAAAUACUGGGAAAGCCUACAGGAAGCAAUUCUGUAAGACUCCUUAUAAACAUGGAGCUGGUCGAAAUGUAAAGUAUGACUCCCCCUCCGACGUUUCCUUACACCCGGUUCGGUUUCAGAUGUCUUGGCGCUCCCGGCCGCUAGGUGGCACCUGGAGGAGCGCAGGCGUGUGGUGACGCAUGCGCAGUGCCCAUAGCUUUAGCCAUUGGAUCUACACUCGCGCCCAUCUGUUCUCACGUGCGCUCCUGUAAUCCCGCCAUAUUCCUCUUUCUCUGGGAGCGGCCGAGCUGAUCGGGAGGCCCGAGAUGUCUGAGCUGCGGGCAAACAGCACUGUCCCGCACACCGAUGCCGAGGAUGGGGACCGCGACGCCCCGCAGGCGGAGGUAGGCGGCGGGCCGCCGGAGCCGGUCCAGGCGCAGCCUGAGGAGCCCAGGGAAGGUCCGAUGGCGGCGGCCAGGGAAGUUCCAGUGGCGGCGGCCGGGGCAGCUGGGAUGGCGGAGGUCGCCCGACUGGUGGCGGAGCCUGCGGAGGAAGAGGGUCAAGAGGGCUGGCCCGGGAACGGCCCCGGCCUGGCUGCGUUGCCUCAUGGCCUUUACCGCGUGUUGAGCGUUUGGGAAAUUACUCACCAGUAUCGGCAGCUCUACCUGAUGGCUGUGGUCAGAAUGCAGGAGGCUGAACUCUGCGGGAGAUUUGUGGAAGCCGAGUUUGAUGACGAGUAUCCGUGGAAUCCCCCGAGGAUUGAUUUUGAUGUUCUAGCAGGUAUAACUCCGACUGCAUCUGCAGUGAUUGACCCUCUGGUAGAAGAACUCGGUUGUGAUAAGUUAAUCAGCAGAGAAUAGUUUGGUGAUGAAACUGCUUCCAGAAGAACCUCUGUACUCAAGACAGCCUUAUGCCAAUCCUGGAACUUGGUUUUAAAAAGGCAGUUGUACGCGCAUAAGGCAGUGCACAGUUGAGAAAAACAAAGAAGGAAGCUUCUCGUGAAAAAUAUCAGGAAAGAAAAAAAAAGUGGAAACUGUUGGGACUCCUGUAUUGUUCUUUGGGUUGGUGACUGAUGGGGUUUCUUCUCCUUGUGAUUGGAAGUGUCUUUCAAAAUUGCUUCACUAAAAAGUGAAGAAUGGUUCUCUAAUUUGAGACUUGAUAAAGAAAUGUUGCCAGUAAUAAAACUCAUGAUGAUGGAAGUGUCAAGUAACAAUAGUAGGAAUAAGGAGUCAGAGCUGCGUUAUCAGACUGGAGGACAUGAGCGAACCUGAAAUUGUCAGAAAAUGUGUUCUCUUCAUGUCAGAUUCAACAGAAAUUUUUA
Manis javanica (Malayan pangolin) is the source of this 1410-nucleotide messenger RNA. Its product is annotated as EP300-interacting inhibitor of differentiation 2-like. The record is from RefSeq and is a predicted model, not a curated record. Lineage: Eukaryota; Metazoa; Chordata; Mammalia; Pholidota; Manidae. Gene Ontology annotation, biological process: negative regulation of DNA-templated transcription. Gene Ontology annotation, molecular function: transcription corepressor activity. Gene Ontology annotation, cellular component: nucleoplasm.